Molecule: messenger RNA, 855 nt
Organism: Alternaria viburni
Lineage: Eukaryota; Fungi; Ascomycota; Dothideomycetes; Pleosporales; Pleosporaceae
Exons: 2
Coding region: 1-855 (284 amino acids)
Molecular function (GO): N,N-dimethylaniline monooxygenase activity; NADP binding; flavin adenine dinucleotide binding
Source: RefSeq, a predicted model, not a curated record
AUGGACUGGCAGAGUGGAAGCGACGAUUUCCUGGUAGAGUGCAACAUUCGAAAAGCUACCGAAGGCCCGAGAAUGCCCAAGAUAAGUGUAUCCGCAACGGACAUUGCUCGUGAACUUGGCCCAUACGCAAACAAGAUUUUACAGAGCCAAAGAAACGGCAAAUUUGAUCUACCGCCUAGCAUGCUUCCAGAGAAUGCAUUUCGCAUCGAGGAGGUUGCGUCGUACGACGAACCACGCGUGAAUGCAUCGGCAUCACUGGACCCCGACGAAGCGAUCCCAGCCACCAUCACGUUGAAGUCAGGCGCAAAGAUCUGUGAUAUCCACCAUGUCAUACUUUGCACUGGCUACUAUCUCGCCCUGCCUUUCCUACCACAGCUCACCUCGGACGAGACGCCAGUCCAGCAUGCCGACGGCGCGGUGUUGGUGACGGAUGGUACACAAUUUCACAACCUACACAAAGAUAUCUUCUACAUUAACGAUCCGACCCUCGCCUUUGUUGGCGUGCCUUUCUUCACGGCUACCUUCACGCUAUUCGAGUUUCAAGCUAUGGUCGUUGCAAAGGUGCUCUCAGGCCAGGCCAAAAUUCCCAGCAAAGAUGCUAUGCGGUCAGAAUACAACGCACGCGUGAAGAGCAAAGGCUAUGGCAAGUCGUUUCAUAGUCUGCGAGAUCAAGAAGCGAGCUAUGUCAACGAGCUUAUGGACUGGGUCAAUGCUGAUCUAGAAGAAGCGGGCAGAGAUAAGUUGCAUGGGCAUACCGAGAAGUGGCAUAGCGCAAGGGCAGAGCAGCUUGAGAGGAUGAAAGCGUUCUUUGCUAACCCUAGAACUGAGAAACGGUUUGAAGCGACGUGUAUAUGA